GCAUUGACAGAAUUUGUUUGGCAAGCUGUCUAAAGCAACAAGUGCUGGAGAAAGUGAGUCUGGACCUGGUAUUUCUGUUCAUUUCCAGCCUCAGUAAUCUGUGAUGGCACUGCUGCAUGCCAGUUGCUUUACAAUGCAUGGGUUUUCGUUUGCCUGGUAUUGUUCAAGCUAAGAAAGCUCUUCGACAUCUUCCCGGUACUGCUAACCAAGCAGCUCCAGGAGCCUUAGAUGUUCCAAAGGGCUACUUUGCAGUUUAUGUUGGAGAAAACCAAAAGAAGCGUUUUUUGAUCCCAGUGUCAUACUUGAACCAGCCUUUGUUCUUGGAUUUGCUAACUCAAGCUGAAGAAGAAUUUGGAUUUGAUCAUCCGAUGGGUGGUCUUACAAUUCCUUGCAGUGAAGACAUCUUCAUUGAUAUCACUAAUCGCUUAACCAGGUCAUGAAAGAGUAUUGACUUCGUGCAUGGCCAGCUCCCAUAGUGUGAUAUGACGUACUUGGACAUAGAAGAGGCUGAAGAGUUUUGUAGACAUUUAGAAUUGUUGUGUACACAACAAUUUAUUUCCUCUUUUUUCCUGCAUGGAAAUGCAGUUUGUUACAAACUCUCACCAAAUUGAGAAUUAAAAAUAUGAGAUCAACUGAUUCUUUAAA
Messenger RNA from Tripterygium wilfordii, 645 nucleotides. RefSeq names its product auxin-induced protein 15A-like. NCBI's taxonomy places the organism in Eukaryota, Viridiplantae, Streptophyta, Magnoliopsida, Celastrales, Celastraceae. Gene Ontology annotation, biological process: response to auxin. The record is from RefSeq and is a predicted model, not a curated record. The transcript has 2 exons. The coding region runs from base 117 to 440 and encodes 107 amino acids.